UAAAAUAAUUAAUUAAUUGUUAUGGAACCAAUAUGGACGUUAAGUUUUUUCUCUCUUGCCAUGUUUCUAGGCUGUUACUUAGCUGGAUCAAUACCUUUACUGCUCACACUCUCAGAGAAAAUACUGAGGAAGGUCACAGUGUUUGGUGCUGGACUGCUGGUUGGUACUGCACUAGUGGUCAUUAUACCUGAAGGAAUAGAGUCCCUUUACAGCAGUUCACACAGUCAUCACACUCAUGAUAAAGACGGUGAAGUUGAGACUUCCUCCUCCAGCUCCCCUCCUUCUUUCUCACUCUCUUCUGAGUCUGCCUCCAUUGGAGGUGAGGCGGAUAACGAGAAUCUAGAGUUUCUCCUUGGCCUCUCUCUUGUGCUUGGUUUUGUGUUCAUGCUGGUUAUUGAUCAGUGUGGAUCUCAUUCCCAUUCCAGUGGAACAGAUGUGGAGGCUGCAUCUGUUAGGAGAAAGGGUGGGAUCACUGUUACUGUAGGACUGGUUGUACAUGCAGCAGCUGAUGGUUUGGCAUUAGGAGCAGCUGCUGGUUUAUCAAAAUCUGAUGUUGAAUUUGUUAUAUUUCUCGCAAUUAUGCUCCAUAAAGCUCCAGCUGCAUUUGGAUUUGUUACGUUUCUUAUUCAUGACGGCUAUGAUAGAAAGACCGCUAGGUUUCAUUUAUUAAUAUUUUCUUUGGCAGCUCCUUUAGCUUCUUUUGUUUCUUAUUUUGGACUAAUUAGAGUUAUGUACUCUACUUCAAUUCCCAUCACUGGUAUCACAAUGCUGUUCUCUGCUGGCACAUUCCUUUAUGUAGCAACUGUUCAUGUUCUCAAUGAAAUCUCCCGAAUGUCUCCAAACUCUAGACUAUCAAUAGUUGAAGUUAUAUUGCUAGUGAUGGGUAGCUUGUUACCAUUAUUGUUCAAUGUCACACACUCUCAUUAACAUCAUAGUUCCUACAUGUAUGUACAAAGCAUAUAAAAAUUGUGACAAUUUUUUAUUAAAAUCUUUGAUACUUAUCAAUAACCA
This is a messenger RNA of Amphimedon queenslandica, 1011 nucleotides long. RefSeq names its product zinc transporter ZIP9-B-like. The record is from RefSeq and is a predicted model, not a curated record. Lineage: Eukaryota; Metazoa; Porifera; Demospongiae; Haplosclerida; Niphatidae. Gene Ontology annotation, cellular component: membrane. Gene Ontology annotation, molecular function: metal ion transmembrane transporter activity. The transcript has 8 exons. Gene Ontology annotation, biological process: transmembrane transport; zinc ion transport. The coding region runs from base 22 to 927 and encodes 301 amino acids.